Suillus paluster is the source of this 462-nucleotide messenger RNA. RefSeq lists its product as uncharacterized. The record is from RefSeq and is a predicted model, not a curated record. The transcript is spliced from 4 exons. Lineage: Eukaryota; Fungi; Basidiomycota; Agaricomycetes; Boletales; Suillaceae. Bases 1 to 462 code for a protein of 153 amino acids.
AUGACGGAUCUCUCCUUUCUGGCCUACCUGUACGAUGGGUAUACUGCCAAUCCGGAUGAUCUGGAGGAGGGUUUGUUCAAAGGCAAAAUACUCAUUCAGGGAUAUAAAGCCGUGUUCACGUCACCUUCCUCAGCAAAGGACGUCGAAGGUGAUGGGGAUGGAGCAGAUAUCAUCCAGAACAACAGAUGCACCAGGAAGUCUUUCAAUGGAGCUAAGGUCAAAAAACAUGUAGCGCAGAUCAUCAAUAUGAAAAAGGUCACUCCUCGCUCAAUCGCAUACAUCGCGCCCCCUGGUCGAGAUGUGCAGCGCAGGGUCAACAAGCUUCUCGAGUGGUGGAGUAGGAAGGUUUUUGGACGGAGCCACCGUAACGACAUCAGCGAUGUGGCAAAGGCCAGGAUGUCUGUCAAUGCCCUCGCAAUGCAGAGGGCACAAUGUGAUGAUGCGGCCUUUGACUCGGCCUAG